Messenger RNA from Ochlerotatus camptorhynchus, 6509 nucleotides. Its product is annotated as DNA polymerase zeta catalytic subunit-like. Bases 122 to 6436 code for a protein of 2104 amino acids. The record is from RefSeq and is a predicted model, not a curated record. The transcript has 9 exons. Lineage: Eukaryota; Metazoa; Arthropoda; Insecta; Diptera; Culicidae. Gene Ontology annotation, molecular function: DNA binding; nucleotide binding; DNA-directed DNA polymerase activity. Gene Ontology annotation, cellular component: nucleus; zeta DNA polymerase complex. Gene Ontology annotation, biological process: double-strand break repair via homologous recombination; error-prone translesion synthesis.
UUGCCUGCAUUCAGCCCAUUUAGCCGCUCUUUUCUACGAUUCAAGGUUAUGUUUCUUAUUGGAUUGACAACAAAAUAAACAAGCUGGGGAUUGAACUCCGGAGGAACGCCUCCUAUUCACCAUGGUUCGACGCGGCGAAAAUGUCACCUCGAUCCGGAUCGUCAGUGUUGACCACUACAUGCACAAACCGGAGCCCCGGUUCGAUACGUGCUAUUCGGAAUUCCGCGGGUGUGACGUGAAGCAGGUGCCGGUGAUUCGUCUGUUCGGAUCGACGGCCGAUGGGACGCACAGCUGUGUGCACAUUCACGGAGUGUUUCCGUAUCUGUACGUGCCGUACGAUGGAAGCACUUCGGAUCGGAUUGCAGUGGAUCGGCUGAUGUACCAGAUUGCGGCCAGCUUGGACAAGGCCGUCAAUGUGUCGCUCGGGAAUGCCAACUCGACGGUGACGCACGUCUUCCGGAUAGCGUUGGUGAAGGGAAUACCGAUUUAUGGCUACCAUAGAAAGGAGCAUCAGUUUUUCAAAAUAUACCUCUACAACCCUUUUCUGAUCCGGAAGGCAAAUAACCUGCUGAUGAACGGUGUCAUCUUAUCGCGAGUAUUUCAGACAUUCGAGUCGCAUGUUCCGUACAUCUUACAGUUUUUCAUCGAUUAUAAUCUAUAUGGGAUGAGCUUCCUGGAUGUUCCGGACUGUGCCAUACGGCAACGGGUAGAUUGUGGAGGCGGAGAGGAGUUGCAGAAGAUGUCUACAUCGGAGAACGAAAUUGAUAUUUUGGCAGUGGAUAUUCUGAACAGGAAUUUGAUGGAGGAAGAGAAGCGAUCGGAAUACGCUAAUCCAGGUAUCGCUUCGAUUUGGAACGACGAAAAAGCUAGGAGGGCAUUGCUGGGGAUGCAGCAACCAGAAGCGCUCAGUUUGUCACAGGGUGGGAAGGUGGAAAUUGUGACUGAGAGCGAUCGGUUCUAUCGAUCAAUGCUGGCAUCGAAGCUUACCAGCGGAAAUGGAUCGAGCAGGUCGGUAGAAGCUGAAGAAAAUAGAUUAAGGCCACCGGUUUCGUUUUAUCCAUCGGAGGUAGGGGAUGAUGAACAGUUGUUGGAUGCUUCCUGUGUCCAGGAUCAUAAGCAUUUCAGUCAGUAUUCGUCGUUUAAUCAGUCAAAUACGGUGUACGAUUUCGAUACGAGUCAGGUGGACGAGGAUAGGAUUGUCAGCAUGUCUCAGAAUCCGGAUGCGUCGUUUGCCGAAGAGGAUCAUGAAUUGCUGGACAUAAUGAGAGAGUUGGAGGAGAACGAAAGUCAUGAGGUGGAGGGUGACAGUCUGUUGGCGCCUCUAACACAGCAAAGCGAGCGAAGGAUCGCUUCCACCGGUGGAAGUGGGAUUAGCUUAUCGCAAUCGAGUAACAAGAGACUGAAUGCCACGUUGAGUGGGGAUUUGGAGAUGCUCUCGUUGAUGGGAGAUAAGAAGGAUGGAAAUAGCACGUUGGUGGAAGAGAAGACAGACGAAAUUCUGGAUUCGGAUGAUGAGUUUCUUCUGGAUUACACUAUGAAGAUGGAAGCGAAUACUGGCGAUGAUUUGCUGAAUGACACCGACGAUGAUAUCCUCAAUUCGAGUGCUAUUCCACAGCUGGAUGGUGCCCACGAUGGUGAACUUCCAAAGUUGAGGACAAAUCAAAAUGGCACUUCUCUUCCGACUGCCAAAAGCAAUGGGGUUAAGAUGAAUGGGCACAGCGAACCGUUGACAAAGCGUUCGAGAGGUGUGACAGAAGUGAAGCUGAGCAACGGAUUUGAGGAGAAAAAGGAAGUUCCAACGAAUGGCGUACAUGAAGGAAAGGCUUCCUCGAUGAAAGCGAGGAAAAAGAUGAAACUGGACCAUCCGGAAAAGAUGACCAACGGAUUGACGAAUGGGGUGUAUUGCGAUCUGAAAUUGAAGGAAUGUAAAGUUAGCAUUCAAAAAUUGAAGUGCAAUGGAGUUCAGCAAGAACCGGCGAUGCCAAAACUCAAGGAGCUGAAAGUGAGACUUUCCAUGGUUGACAUGUCGGCGUAUCGCCUUCCAGCUCAGGAAUCGCCGGUAGUAGUAACCGAACGAAGAACUCGCCAAAAACCUGCGAAAGAACGGGAUCUCUCGCCGUACGAUGAGUUCCGAUUAGCUCGCGAGUACGAUCUGGCCAACAAUUGGGAUCCUCAGGAAGGUCUAUCGCGCGGUCCCGUUCGAAGGGGACGAAGUAGACGCGGUCGUAGCCGGGGUCGUGGUCGUAGUCGGAAGGGACGACCUGCCAGGAGGCCGUCAACUCCAGAACCCGAACCGGAACAGGAACCAGAACCAGACAUCGACGUUGCUCUUUCGCAUAAGUUUCAGAACAUUAUCAAACUUUCACCCAAGGUGUUGAUAACGGCUCUAACUCAACAGGAGGUGACCGACUUGCGGACCAAGAAGGAAGACCAUCCACAGCUGGAACCGAUUUUAAUUUCCAGUGAUUCGGAAGUAAUUCAGAUAACCGACGAGGAAUCGCGUUCCUCGGUGGAACAAAGGAUUCCCAAACUGCUGGAAAUGUCACAGAACGUGACCGAAAUCGCUUGCCGUUCGCCGAUAUCGGAAAAAGGCGAUGAUGGAGAUGGUUGUGACGAGGACGACGAGGAUCUCAAUAUCAAAAGCUUCUACGAACAGACGCUGGUUUUUGACGAUUUUGACGAGCUAGGUUCUACGUCGGAUGAAAGCAUGAUUGAACUGGGCCGCGACAACGGCGUAAAAGUGACAAGUGCCCUUUCCCAUAAACCACCUGCACUGGAAGACGCAUUGAAAGCAAUGCAAGAGUUCGUCAUACCGCAGGUGGUCCACCAGGAACCGUUCUAUAGCAAUCCGGCGGAUGUUACGGGCAGGAAGGAAGUUGGACACGUCGUACUAAAUAUUGGAGGGAACAGUUUGAACGAUUUGGAACCGUUUCAGAGUGUUAUGAGCGAACUAGGUUCGAUUGAACAGUUUCGAUACGAAAAACUAAGCGCCAUCUAUGGUGAAAGUUUGGAUCGAAUUUUGGGCGAAUCUUCCUGCUCGGAUGCUGGUCAAAUGAGGGAACUUUUGGCAUCGGAACAAUCGGUUGUUAUAGAACCGGCUGCCAAGGCUCCACCCAAACGUGAAGCCAAAGUUUGGCUUAAAGCCAUCGAAAAGAUCAAGACUGAGGAAACGGUUCCGGUGGAACAGGACAGUCCGCUUAAGAUCAAGAAAAUGCAUGCAAUUAUGGUCGGGGAGGAAACGAGUUCCUCGCAGGAACCAUCAAACAUCAGAAUCGAUCACGACAGUACCCUCAAUUUAAGUUCUCUAAUUGCGGAUGGCAAUCAGGUGGAUUCCAGUGCGCGAAAGACUCUGGUUUCGAAAAUCUUUUCCAUGAACACAAAAUCAUCUCCGGCGAUGAGCUCGGACCAUGAAAGCGGGUCAUCAGCAAAGGAUCGACUUGAGCUGCUCAGUUACAGUGCUAGGAGAAAGCGACGCAAUAUACCGAAGGCUCGGUUGUCACUGAAUGCGGCAUUCAAACGAUUCAAGGAUUCCAAGCUCGAAGAAGUGGAACUACCUAAGGAGGAAGAAGAAUUCGAUACAAUCACCCCGGGACAGCACCCUGUUUCACAUUCGGACGCUGAAGACAGAAUGGAUGUUGUGAAUUCCUCACAGAUUGUAACCGCUAGUCAAAAGUCGGAGCACUCAGACAGUGGAACGUCGGAUCGAACCUCGUUACCACACAGCGCGGAAAUCGCAUCGAUGCACAAGCGACUUCUGAAUGGGUCCCCUCUGGUGGCGCCCGAUGGCACUCAACAAGGGGAUCACUCGGGAAACAUCUCCGCCACGACACAGACCAACAACACCUACGGAUUCAAAGUUAACUUUGAAAACCUCCAGAAAGCCAAAGCAACGUGCGAGUAUAACUACCUGACGAUUAUGUCGGUGGAAAUCCACGUCCAAACGCGGGGUGAUCUACGUCCGAACCCCGAGGUCGAUCCCAUCUCAGCGAUCUUCUAUCGCAUUCACAAUGACGUACCGGAGGAUCAUCGCCGAGCUCCGUCCGUUUGUGGGAUCAUCCUCAAUCACGAGCAUGGCCUGACGGCUACCGAUCGGAUCGAUCCGUACAAGUAUAACAAAUGCAGCUACGUAGCCGAUGUGGUUACGGUGGCAAAUGAGCGGGAGUUGUAUGAGAAGUUCCUGGUGCUGAUUUCGUUUUGGGAUCCGGAUAUAUUUGCCGGGUACGAGAUCGAACAGGUUUCGUGGGGAUAUAUAAUCCAGCGGGGGUAUACUUUGGAAAUGAAUCUGAUGAAGAUGUUGUCGAGGGUUCCGACGGCGGAGAAAGUGCACGUUUCCGAAGAUGAAGAACAGGAAUUGUUGGAGAUGCAUGAGUACAGUGCCGGAUUGAAGAUUCCCGGAAGGAUUCUGUUGGACAUUUGGCGCUUGAUGAGGCACGAGAUCGCGUUGACGUCUUACAGUUUCGAGAACAUCGUGUACCAUAUUUUACACCGCAGAGUUCCGCGCCAUUGCUUUAGGCAGCUGACGAGACUGUGGAACAAACCGUACUCCAAGUGGAUCGUUGUGGAAUAUUAUCUGGAGAGGGUAAAUGGUAAUCUCGAGUUGCUUCAACAGUUGGACUUGAUCGGAAGAACGGCUGAACUGGCGAAGCUGUUCGGGAUUCAGUUCUACGAAGUACUUUCCCGUGGUUCUCAGUUUCGGGUGGAGAGUAUGAUGUUGAGGAUUGCCAAACCACGAAACUUCGUAUCGGUUUCGCCGAGCAUACAGCAACGAGCGCACAUGAGAGCCCCGGAGUAUAUUCCUCUGAUUCUGGAACCUGAAUCGAGGUUCUACGCCGAUCCGUUGAUUGUGUUGGACUUCCAAAGCUUGUACCCAAGUAUGAUCAUCGCAUACAAUUACUGUUUUUCCACGUGUCUCGGUAGGGUGGAGCAUUUAGGACAAUCAGAACCAUUCGAAUUCGGGGCUUCCCAUCUACGACUGUCGCCACGAAUGCUAAAGAUAUUGGUGGAUAAGAAUCUGAUCACAGUCUCACCGUGUGGGAUCGCUUUUGUAAAAUCUUCCGUUCGGGAAGGCAUCCUGCCAAGAAUGUUGAAUGAAAUCCUAACGACACGCUUGAUGGUAAAAGCCUCCAUGAAGCUGCACAAAGAGAAUAGCAUUCUCCAGAGGGUGCUCCACUCGCGGCAGUUAGGAUUGAAGUUGAUCGCCAACGUGACCUACGGUUAUACGGCGGCAAAUUUCAGCGGUCGAAUGCCGUGCGUCGAGGUGGGCGAUAGCGUUGUAAGUAAGGGACGGGAAACGCUUGAGCGGGCAAUCAAACUGGUGGAAAGCACUGAAAGGUGGGGUGCCAGGGUGGUGUACGGUGAUACGGAUUCGCUGUUUGUGCUCUGUCCGGGGCGGACGAAGGAGGAUGCUUUUAAAAUUGGAGCGGAGAUUGCUGAUGCAGUGACCAAGGAUAACCCGCCGCCGGUGAAGCUCAAGCUGGAGAAGGUCUACCAGCCGUCGAUUUUGCAGACAAAGAAACGCUACGUGGGCUACAUGUACGAAACGCCGGACCAGGAAAAACCCGUCUACGAAGCGAAGGGCAUCGAAACGGUUCGCCGCGACGGCUGUCCCGUGGUCGGCAAAAUGUUGGAGAAGAUCCUUCGAAUCCUGUUCGAAACACGGGACGUUUCAAAGGUCAAAGAAUACACCUGCCGGCAGUUUUCCAAAAUUCUGGAGGGACGAGUUAACCUUCAGGAUUUCAUAUUUGCCAAAGAGUUUCGAGGUAAGGAUGGGUACAAGCCGGGAGCUUGCGUGCCUGCGCUUGAACUGGCACGCCGUUGGAUAGUCGUUGAUCCCCGGCGGGAGCCGCGUCGAGGUGAACGCGUUCCAUACGUAAUCAUCAACGGUCCACCGCUGGUGCCGUUGAUUCGGCUGGUCAGGAGCCCUGAUGAACUGUUGGCCGACAGCGGGUUGAAGAUCAAUUCCAGCUACUACAUAGCAAAGGCGAUAAUCCCACCGUUGAAUCGGUGUUUGCUUUUGAUCGGAGCUGACGUCCACCAGUGGUACAACGACAUGCCACGGAAAUAUCAAAUGUUACAUAACACGGGUGGGAAGAGUUCGUCGCUUGCAAGUGAGUUGCAGUUACCGAAGAAGAGUACGAUCUCGCAGUAUUUUUCCACCACUAGCUGCGUGUGCGAUUGCGGCAAUCAGUCGCACAGUGGAGUGUGCAACGAGUGUCGUAGGCACCCGCAGAAAACCGUUACCUAUGUGAUGGACAAGAUCAAUCGACUGGAGCGGCGUGUUGAGCUGUGUGAGAAGAUGUGCAGGUCUUGCUGCCAGCGAACCUUCGAGACAGCAUGCAUUUCCCUUGACUGUCCGCUGCUGUUUGUGCUGAACCAACGGAGUCGCGAACACACACAGGUUCAGUAUUAUCGUGAUCUCCUGGAGCAGAUUUUCUGAGGUAUGUAGAUCUUUUUGUUGAUUGUUUUAGGAAAUUUAUUUAUUUCGCACCGAACAUAAUUUCUAUUCUAAA